Schistosoma mattheei is the source of this 8349-nucleotide messenger RNA. The record is from the annotation of a GenBank genome assembly. NCBI's taxonomy places the organism in Eukaryota, Metazoa, Platyhelminthes, Trematoda, Strigeidida, Schistosomatidae.
AUGGGGUUUACGGAUGAGGACAACAUAAGGGCAGUUUUAAAGUCAUGUAGUUCAGAUGUAAAUGAGGCGAUAUCUGUACUGUCUUCUGAAGGUGUAUAUACUAGAAAUAGUUGCGCUUUUACUCCAGAUAAGAGUAUGAUACGCAGCAAGGAAACUUUAGAAGAUGAAUAUUCCGGUGCUAUUUAUGAGAUGAAAGUCAAUGGUUUGAAGACAUUCGAUUUAUACCCUGAAGUCCAACGCUUUCUUACUAUAUGUUUAAAGGAGUGUGUUACUAAGCUAAUGACAUCGCAGGCUGUAUUCAAUUGGGAUCGCGAUACUUUGGAAGGUGUACAUAACAUGUUAGAGUUAAUAAUUCGUCUAAUUUGUGAGUAUAUGAGUACAUUAAAAGUGGCCAUUCUUGGAGAGAUCAAAGAAUACAAUGGUAAAGUAAAUGAAAAAGAAGAUUCUGUUGAAUCACAACCUUUGAGAGAUAAACAUCUUCAAUCUAUUGGUGUUUUAAGCUGUGGAGCAUUUUUAUUCACUGAACUAUUUCAUAUACUUUCAAUGAUUUUUGACUGUGAGACAAAUUACCAUCAAUUGUGUCGAGAUAGAAAUUGUAAUACUGGAACCUAUGCUGAUCCAUUCAAUGACUGGAGUCAAAUCGCUCAUAAACAUUUGGAAAAUAUCGUCUUUGCUGAGGCAUUACCAACUCCAAGGAAUUUUUAUCUUGUCAAUUUGCUCAAUUGUUUUGGUGUUUAUAAUGGUUUCAGUCUGCUUAGUUGGUUUGCAACUCAAUCCUGGUCUAAUAUAAAUCUUACAUCGAUAUUUCUUCUUCCAAUGGCUAAAUGCUGUGAUUAUUUAACUUUGUAUACUUUGAAAAGUUAUGCAGCCAAGGUUAUGUAUCGUGUUAUUUGGCGUUUAUCAAAUUUAUGUAUAGAAGAUUUUAAAGAUAGAGAUUCACGUAUAUUUGAGCUGAUCACUAGCAUUCGAGUUUUAACAUAUCGUUUGGUAGAUUUAAAUGUUGCAGAUAAUCUUGGUUCUUUAUUGACAUCAGAAGAAUGUAGUUUUUGCUUAGGUAGUUUAAUGUUCACUGUUUUUGAACCGAAUUGGGAUGAUGUUAUCUUACGAUAUAACAAAAACAAUUUUAAUCAACAAUUAAACGAUCAAACAUCAUUGUUUUCUAUUUCUGUAAUUGAUAAAUUACAUUACAGUCUGUUGCUUACAGCUAUAUCACCACCACAAGGUGUAGGUGGUGCAACGUUUAACGGACGUAUGAUGGCUUUAAGAGAACUUAUCCAACAAUUGGAAGUAUCAAAACAAUUUGAAAAUGUUAAUAAUUCAUCUAGUAAUUGGAAUAAAAACAAUCAAAGAAGAUCACGUCCAAUUGUUUCACUUACAUCAGCUAGUUUAUUAGCUACAGAAAAUGCUGCAUUCUUAGCUAAACGUCAACGGAGACGAGUUUUACGCUUAGAUCAGUUAAUGUUUUGGAUUCAAGAUAACGAAGUGAUAUCCAAAUCUCUACACAAAUUGGAUAAUACAGCGUAUAUGACUACUUUAAAUAACUUUUUCCGUGCUCUUGGUGAGCGUAUUACAAAUGAUGAUUUAACAACUUUAUGGCAUCGAACAUCACAUCAAAAUGGUGCAGCAGUAGAUAAUAUAUUAAAUUUACUCACAGAUUUGGCAUCGUCUCGAUUUACUCAAUCUCAAUUAAAGCAUUUAUUUUUUCUUGUUGAACUGAGCUGGAUGAAUCUAGAUCUACAAGCAAUUUCACAUAACUUUCCUGAUAUUAAAUCUAAUAACAAUCGAAAAUCUAAAACAUCUCUUAUUCAAUUACCUCCCCCUGAUGAGCCAUCUACCAUACGUCAUGCACGUGCAAGACUAUUGAAUAUGAUUGGUAGAAUUGGAAUAUCUUCGAGAGAUCCUAACACAGCUGAUAUGUGCAUAGAAUUAUUAUGGCGUUUAGCUCAUUCAGAUUAUUCAGAAGAAGCAAAAACUUUUUCCAGACAAAAUUAUAAACCAAAACAAUCAUCACCACAAAAGAUAACUUUUGUAGAUCGUAUUCUUGUUUCACAUGGGCACAAAAUGGACACAACAGAUUCUACUGUAGCGCUGGAAUUCCCAAAAUAUAUGCACCCUGAACCGAUUGAAGCAGCUUUAGCCCAACAGUUAGUUAUUAUUCGUGAAUUUCAUUGUUCAGGUGUAGAGCAAAGAAUACGAGCGAUGCGUUGGUUGUUAGAAGCUGUAGGUCAUAUAAGCAGGAACUCCCUGACAUUUUUUAUGCUAGCCUAUCUAAAAUCCUUAUUGGAAUUCAUAUUGAAAAAUUUUGUUGGAAAAGCUAAACGAGAUCAUCUUCAUGAACUUAAUCGUUCACAUGAAUUGAUUACUCGCGUUGUCGAUUCUUUACUGCAUUAUGAAAAAUGGGCGAUUUCAUCUCAUGGUGAUCUCUUAACUGCAGAUAGUUUGGAUGCACUUGGUUUCAGGCAUAGUGAUGUAAUCAAGCGGCAUUUUGACCUUUUGAAUUUCUUACUUCGAAACGCUGAACUAACAUUGAGCGUUGAACGUGCGAAAGCUUUAUGGGAAACAUUGAUUGGUCAAACGCGUGCUGCCCCAUUUGAUCGUGAGCAAGCAUUUAUUUGGUUUUCAUCAUGUUUAAAUUUUCUUGAUACUGAUGCUCAAGCAUUUGUUUUUACAAAAGUGAUUUUAAAAUCAAAUCCUGCUUUAUUUCGUUCAAUCGCUGGUUUUGAAUGUUUCAAAGGAUUUUUUGAGAAAGUCAAUUUAAAUGAAGGUCGUAUGAAACAAGUGGCAAAAUCGUGGCAUGUUGAAAGACCAGAUUUAAUUGGUUUAGAUUUUCUGUGGGAUUUAUACCUUGCUCUACCAUCAACUGAUGCAAGCUUAGAUGGUGGACAUUCAAAUCGUCUAGUAGAGAAUGAAAUAUAUACUAAGUCGAACCCGGCUAUUGAUAAGCCGUGUGAAACUAAAUCAAGUGUUGGUGACUCAUCAUCAAAACAACAACAGAUUGGAGCAUUCAAAGUGUCAACAUUCUCGUCAUCAAAGUCACCUCUAGAUGCUGCAAAACCAGCUAGAUUACUUUUAUUAAAUGUACACUGGGGCCAAUUAGCGCCAAAGUUAAGACGAGAUCCAGAAUCAUGUUAUCGUCGUUUCUUUGAUACUUGUAGACGACGAUUAGAAACUAACUACGCUUUAGGUCGCGGUUUAAUCACUGAAUAUGGAAUCACAUCAGUUUUGGCAGAGACUGGCGAAUUACUGGCUUCAUUGAUGCUAGGACUUGGUCCUGCGACUAAAGCAAAACAUUGUACUCGUACUGCAGCUAAAUUGGCUAUACGUCGUUUAUUAGGUUUAGUUUAUGCAUAUAUUCAAUCAGUUGAGGAUGAAAUGUUUGGUUCUCGUGCUCAGUAUCCAAAUUGGAAACCUCAUGGUUGUACUUAUCGAGGUUGGGAUAUGCAUUUACUCUUGAAUAUUGAAACUAUUAAACAAGGUCAACCAGUCGUAUCUUUAACUAAUCCUGUGCCAAUGAUUGGAAAUCAGGUUAUGAAGAAAUUAUCAUCAUGUUCAUCUAAUGUAUCCAGUAACAAUUCACAAUAUUUUGAAAAUCAUGAUUCUAUAGCAUUGUUAGCACAUUCAAAUGAACCUCUUAGUUCAAUUAGGGAGAGGGCUAAUAUUUUGUCGACUGCAUAUUUAUUUGGUUGUCAAUCUAAAUCAAAUAAUCAACAGGACACUGGUAAAUCUUCAUCAUGGACAAUGGCUACUUUAUCUCUUCAGAAAGAAACACGACCAAAAAUUUCCAUUUUAUGUGAGUCGAAUCAACCGAUCGAAAAGACUAUACUCUCACAUGAUGCACCCAGUCAACGGAAUGAAAUGAGAUCAGUUAGUAAACAUAAUUCCUAUGAACUUCUAGAUACUGUGUUAAAUCGCAAACCUAUUGGUGAACUUGGCUUUCAAAUUAAUCGUCAGUUGAUUGUUCGAUUUUAUACAGAAUCUAACAGUCGUGUACGUAAUCGUGUUAGUAACAUAAGUGCUGUUUCUUCUUCUGCUAUUCAAGGUUUAUCCAAUAAUUCACCUUAUAAUAGUUCAUUUUCAUUAGCUGGCUCAUAUUCAUCCACAUUAGAAUUGACAAAUGAAUGUUUCAAUAAUUCUAUAUUGAUUUCAAAAAAUUAUUGUUUAUCAAAUGAUGAAUCUUCUAGUUUUUUAAGUAAUUUCCGUAAACGUCUAGAAACAUCAUCUACAUUACAAGUAAAUCAUCUUAUUACUAAUGAUACAUCUGUACUCAGUCUUAGUAAUAAUAAUAAUAAUAAUAAAAUUUUAACUGAUUCAUCAACAGAUUUAAAUAAUUCUAAUCAAACGAUUCCUACAACUAAUGUUAAUAUUAUUCUACCUAGUGUUUGUUUAUCAAAUGAUUCAGCAGUUUAUGAACUAUUAUUUGAAUUAGCUGAAUCGGAACUUGCAUAUCUUAAUUCAUCAUUCCUAAUACAAUCAAAUAGUCGUAAUAAAAAGUCCAUUCAUCAUCUUCGUCAUCAAAUUUAUCAUUUGGUGAAACACAAUUUCCUUCAACCAUGUUUACCAACGUAUAAAUCAAUUCGCCAUGGACGAAAUGGUAAUGGUACAUAUUUACAAUAUAGUUUAGUAUGUAAUCCACAUAUGCUUCUUAAUGCUUCACCUUAUCGUGUUUUAUAUAAAUUACAACUUUUGAGUUCUGCGUUGAUUCCUUUGGACACAAGUCCAUGGUGGGAAAUCUCCCCAGGAUGUUUACUCUCACCUCCGUCUUCAACUUACUUAAUAUCUCAACCUCUUCCGAUGUCCAUUAUCUCAAGAACUCAUAAAGGAUUGGAAUCUCUUUCAGUAGACAGUAAUCCUAGAUCAAAUUCAGCUAGUAGAGGAUCUCAUUCUCGUACUUCACCUAUAAAUGGUGAUUGUAAAUCUAAUUGGUUUCUGUCUGUUGAUGCAAUAAAUACAAAUUCACAAGUAAUAAAUUCAACUUCAGCACCAUCUUCACCAGAAAUUUCUCCACGUCGUCGUUGUCGUCUUAAAAAGCUAACUUCCUUCACACUUUCAAGUGAUAUUUUCUCUUUCAAGGGGAAGUCUCACAAAGAUGUGCCAAAAGAUUUAAAUCUAGUAGCUGACGCUCCACUUAUUGAAUAUCUUGAAGCAUUAGUUCAAUUACUCGAGCGAAAUUUAGUUCCCUUAUCUGUCGAAUCACCUUAUAAGUCUACGAAUUCCGUCAAAAAGCAUAUUUCUGCAUUCCCAUUUGUAUUGCGACCCAAUCAUAUUCGUCGUCAAUGCAUUACUAAUGAACAUGAAUAUUUAGCAUCUAAUAUUUCACAGAAUACAGCUAAAGAUAAUGCUAAUUGGUGGAGGCGUGAAGUGAGACAUUUGUGCUUACAGUUGCUAGCUUCUUUGUUAAAUCCAAUUACUUUAGUGAAUAAUGAUGAAUUCACAACAACUGUUCAUAAGUCGUACAAUCAAAAUAUAAUGUCUGAAUCAAUCUAUACUAUACCAUCUGAUUCAGUUGUAUAUCAAAUAACUCCUAUAUUAGCAUAUAAUCUAUUGAAUAAUUUAUUAGAUACUGCAUUAAUCGAUGCUGGUAUCGACAUUGAAUUACUUCAUUCUAAUAAUUCAUUUACAAAACAACACUCACAAGAAUUACUCAAUAAUUUUUACUAUUCAUCUAUGCCUAAAUCGUACAUGUUUUUAUCACAUGUUGAUAGUAAAUCAGGUAUUGCUGGUGUAAUUGAAGAAAUCUCUUAUUUUGGACGAAAAAUUCUAUUUCAAGAUGUUGAAAUCAGUGUACAGUGUAUACGAUUAUAUUUUCAAUGUAUCAUAGCCUAUCCAUGUAUAUUUGUUGAUGCUUUAUUGAAGUCAACGAAUUUGGAGAAUAAGUUUAUACAACUGUUAGUGUACUCCUCAUCUACAAGAAUAAGAAAUGAAAUGGCUCGUCAACUGGAACAGUUGUUCAUUCUUGUAUCACCUUUCCUUUUCACUGGUCCUACUUGCUAUACCAGAAAUAAUUCAUUAUCUGUUUCGCAUACAUCUCACUCUUCGAUUUGUUCACUUCACGGUUAUAUUCGUCAUCCUGAAAUACUGAAUCUGAUUCUUAAAACCAUACUCAAUACACGGUUACCAUUUUUUGAUGUGAAACUAGACAUUAUGUCACUACCGGCAGUAAAUAUUUUAAUUAGCCAAUGUGCAGAAUAUUUUCGUGUACGUGGCUUUUUACUCGGUCAAACACCUCCUCAAAUUCUUAAAACAAAUUUCAAUACUGAUCAUAUCACUAUUCUUCAAAAUGAUUUACUAUGGUUUAAAAAAACGAUGGAUUUUGAUGAUAAAAAUAUGCAAUACUAUGAAAAUCAAAUACUCAAUGAUUGUCUACUAGCUGGUCAUUUGAAUUCAAUUCGUUUAAUUUGUGCUCAAUCAAUAGCAUGUGUCACUAGUCAUUGUCAAUGUACAUUGAAUCAUCAUUUAUUAUCCAAUGGGGGGUUAACACCAAUUAUAGAUAAACCAGCAUCUAAAAUAAAUAACCGUAGUAAUAAUAAUAAUAUUAGUAAAUUGAAUUAUUUAAAAAAUGGAUUUAUUACUAACAUUAAUCAUUUAUUACCACCGAUACAGUUAUUAAAAGCAAUGAAAAAUCCAGAUAUACUUGUAAUUAAUAUGAAAAAUGAAGAAACUAAUUCACAGACAAUGUUAAAUAAAGAAUUUACAGAAAACAGAAUACCUAUUCACUCUUCUGUUGCGUUAAAAUUAGCAGUUGAUUGUAUACAAAUAACAAGAGAUUUUAUUUAUUAUCUUAUUGUAGAAUGUUUAUUCCCAGCAGCUAGAUAUUUACUUUCAGAUCAGAAUGCUAAAGAUUUAUCACUGUACGCUCCAUCAAAUGGACAAUUUUCUAAACGUGAAUGUUUACGAAGAAGUUUAUCAAUUUUAUUUAAAAACCGUAACCUUCCACAAUUUGAUAUUUUUAAAAGCCUCCGACCUAUGACUAAAGAAGUAUCAUUGUCAUUUUUGUGUUUUGUAUGUCGCAUAGAUUGUCAAAGUUUAGAAAAGGUUGUUAAUCUACUAAUUUUAUUACACCAUUCACAUAAAUCAGAUCAGAUUAGUUCUGAAAUUGGUACACAUACUUCGAUAUUGCCUAAUUCAAUUCAAACAUCAUCUGAAAUUGUACUUGAUCAUAGUUCAUUUAAAUCUACUACAGAAGAAUUGCUUCAUAAACAACAUAAAGUUAAUACAAUACCAAAUAUAAUAGGAAAAGCUGGUGUUCAUUGGGAUGUUCAACCUGUUGUAGCUGGACGAGCAAAAUGUGGAUUUGUUGGUUUACGUAAUGGUGGUGCAACAUGUUAUAUGAAUUCAGUUCUACAACAAUUAUUUAUGCAACCGGGUGUACCGGAAACAUUAUUAGCUAUUACAGAUACUGAUGAUACCGAUGAGAAAAAUAUUCUGUUCCAAACUCAACAAUUAUUUGGUCACUUACUUGAAUCUCAAAUACAAUAUUAUGACCCAGUUGGGUUUUGGAAAAAUGAUGAAUUAAAAAAAAUGAGAAAGGAACCAUUUUUCCAAACUUUAUACCAAGGUAUAUUUCUUGACUCUAAAUUUUGUGAUGAAUGCGAUCAUCGUUACGAUCGUGAAGAAGUAUUCAGUGCAAUUAAUUUAGCAGUUAAAGCUAACGAUUUACAUGAAGCUUUAAAUCAGUUCGUUCGAGGUGAAGUACUUGAAGGUGAUAAUGCUUAUUAUUGUGAACGUUGUUGUGUUAAACGCCGUGCAGUAAAACGUUUAUCUAUUCACUCACUACCUCCAGUACUGUGUUUACAUCUUAAGCGUUUUGAUUUUGAUUGGGAUCGACAAAUACCUAUUAAAUUUUCUCAUUAUUUCAAAUUCCCAAGACAGUUGGAUAUGAGUCCAUAUUUAACUGGUUCUACACUGAUAUAGUAUGAUGUCUUCUGCACAAUAUUGUCACACUAUUAUUACACAAGUUAAUAACCAGUUACUAAUUACUUUAUUCAUAAGCCUACAACUGAAAUCUGUAAUCUAAUGGGUAACAAUGUUAUUUAAUAAUCAGUACCUUGACAGAUAGAGCUGGAGUUUAAUCGGUCUCCCGUUAUUUGAAAGUUGAAUACGGACACUAAUUAUAUACAAUUUCGUGAUAUAAUGAAUGGAAAAUAUUUCUACUUCAGAUGUUUACCAGAUUAUUAACUUCUUACUUUUGUUAUUUUCCCUUUUGAUCAGUUUUUGAGUAUGUGAACAAAAUGUUUAGACGGUGGAUUUUACUCUAUCUGUUGAUCAGUAACUGUUACUUACAAUUAUCUUUUUUUACUCACUUAUUUGAUUACUGGCAUCACUGUGCAAUAGUAGUAAUUACAAUAAUAA